GCCAUGGUAAUACAGAAAUGGCGAUUCCUUCAUUACACAUGUUACGUGUAACUUGUAGUGCGAUUUAAAAAUGUAAUUUUAUUAUUUCCCUUGCUCCAAUAUGGACAAAAUGCGAAAGUUUGGAAGCAAUGACAGUUUCGAGUCGAAAAAACCGAGUCACGUGAGGAAAUUGAAUUUUGGACAGACGAUCCUAACCUUAGAUGUAGUAAAGCAAUUCCACGGGCAGAAAGACGGUGCUUUGGUGAUCGAUGAAAAAGUAGCGACGAUACCGUGCACGGAAAAGAAUGAACUUGUCCGAAAUUGGAUCGAAUCUCACAGAGAUCGCGUUCUCGACUCGGACGAGUCGUCUCAAACCUCUCCCAUUCUCUGUUCAGCUGGAACUAAGCACGUGGAGAAGUCUCCGAUUUUUGAUACGCGACGGGAUCUCGCUGAAAAAUCGCCGAUUUUCGAUACACGACGGAAACGAAUUAGAGGAACAAAAAAUUUAAAUAGUACCGUUAUAGAUAGCAUCAACUAUGAGUGCUCGAACCAUGGAAAAAGUCAAAUUAAUAAAGAAGUAAUCAAGGUCCCUGCUGAGAAUAAUAAAUGUGUAAAGGGUGAUGCUAUGCACAAAAAGGAAAAUGUGAAGAGAAAUUUAUUUAAUUUUGAAUCUAGUAUGAAUCAUAUCAAAGGGGGGAAUGCAGACACCUCACCUGUACUCGAUAAAAGCAACUAUUCAUAUAAAAGAAGAAGAAGAAAGUUUACAGAUGAAAGUUCUCCUAGGACAGUUCUAGAUAGAAUUGAGAAUAAGCAGGCCAAUAGAAAUGUAAUCUCCUCUCCUAUUUUUACAAGAAUACAAGAUGUAAAAAUGUCGCCAAUUCUGGACAAAAGUUCUUAUUCUCAUAAAAAGAAAAGAAGGAGAUUGAAAGAGACAAAUUUAGAGGAAACAGGAAGCAGUUAUGUAGAUGGUAAUAUGAAUUCAAUUAAUUCUCAGCAUUUGGAGAACAAAGGCAAAAUUAUGUGUAGUCAAAAGCAACUUACAUUGAUAAAACGAUUAGAAGAUAGUUUUCAAAAUGAUCAUUUAGAAUCUGUGGUAAGUAAAAGUUCCACAAUUGUAGAAGAUUCUAUUGCAUCCGAUUCGCCAGUUUCAGAAGUAAAAGUAAACAUAGAAGACAGCCCAAAGGAUGUACAAGAUAUGGCAAAAAUAGAAAUAGAAUCUAGCAACGAUGAUGAUGAUCAUUUUACAGGUUUUGUAAAUGUAAACAGCGAUGUCGAUAAAGACCUUAGCGAUCGCAUAGACGACGUAGACACGCAAGAUUUAAAUCCUAUUACGGAAUUCCAUAAGUACGAUCUAAUGCGCCGUUUGUCCAUCCACGCUCCUAAAUCUGCUUCCAUUUCCUCGCAAACGUCUACCAAAGAUUCAGAUCAAACUUUCUUUUCAAAAGGAGAAGAUCUUCGAUGCUUACUUCCCAGUGUAGAUCCUUCUCAAAGAAUUUCUCAAAUUUCGUCGCAAGUUAUCGAUCUAUCCGACAAAUCGACUGAAACACGUGGUAUGAUUACCAUGGACGAGUCGCCAGAAAGAGCAAAUCUAGAUCCUUCCAUGCAAAUAACUCUUUUAGACUCUGGCAAAAAAAAGAGGAAACCAAAAAGAGGAAGUUUAUCGGAAAAAUUACAAUCUGUGAUUAAUAGUCAAAUAUCGUUUGUACGUAUAUGGAGGCACCAACUUAAGCAAGCAGUAAAAGACAAUACCUCUCUACCGUGUGUUGUCGUUUACGUACGAGCAUGUACGACUCGUUUUAGCAGGCAAUUUUUAGAAGGAAUCGCGACUGAAGAUCCAUUCAAUUUGCUUUCUCGCAAAGAAGAAAAUAAAUUUCCUAGAUCUAUAAAAAUUAUGACGAUUCCCGAAAUCGUAGGUAAAAUCAUAAUAAUGUCAAUAGCUCAAGAUCGACCUGAACUUUAUGAAGAAGUGAAGCUUUACAAGAAUGCGAGGGAAAGAGAAAAGCACGACAAUCAGGCCGAUUUAUACGCUGUCGUAAAUACUUUGCAACAUUUAGAGAAAGCUUAUAUCAGGGAUUGCGUGACACCAGAAGAAUAUACAGCUGCUUGCAGUAAACUGUUGGUGCAAUACAAAGCAGCUUUUAAACAGGUGCAAAGCGAUCAGUUCCCUACCAUAGAUGCUUUUGCCAGAGCAUUUCGAUUGGAUUGUCCUGCAGCACUCGAAAGGAUCAAAGAAGACAGACCGAUUACUAUAAGAUAUGAUAAGGGCAACACAUGCAAAUCUAUCGCAGACAUUGUAUCUCUAUUCAUUACCUUGAUGGACAAAUUACGACUCGAGAUCAAAGCUAUGGAUCAACUACAUCCUGAUUUAAGAGACUUAGUGGACACCAUGAAUCGUCUCAGCAUACUACCCAGCGAUUUCGAUGGAAAAGACAAACUCGAAGAGUGGUUACAAACUCUUAACAACAUGUCUGCAUCUGAUGAGUUGUCUGAUACGCAAGUAAGACAACUGAUUUUUGACUUGGAAACUUCCUACAAUGCUUUCAACAAAAUUCUUCACAAUUCCUAAACUGGACAGUUUUAAUUGCGUCGAAACGCGCGACAAAUUUUAUUCUAUCGUGUACCUCCGAUCGUUCCUUUCAUAUCGCUCGAGGGCAACACAGUUAAAGGUUCCACAGUGCUACAUACUUUGAUUUCUGCGUAAAACGUGAAUGUACUAUGUACGUACGAGUAUAGAUAUAUACAUAAGUAUGUAUACAUGAAAAAAAGCUAUGCACAGAGGCGACUAUUUUGUACGCGAUUCUUUGUAAAACGUGUCAACACGGUGAAUUGUUAAAUGUAAUAUCCAAUGUAUAUACAGUAUCGAUUAAAAUAAUAAAAUUAAUCGUAGGUGCUUA
Messenger RNA from Hylaeus volcanicus, 2873 nucleotides. RefSeq names its product vacuolar protein sorting-associated protein 28 homolog (gene Vps28). The coding region runs from base 101 to 2545 and encodes 814 amino acids. Gene Ontology annotation, biological process: protein transport to vacuole involved in ubiquitin-dependent protein catabolic process via the multivesicular body sorting pathway. The record is from RefSeq and is a predicted model, not a curated record. Gene Ontology annotation, cellular component: ESCRT I complex. The transcript has 4 exons. NCBI's taxonomy places the organism in Eukaryota, Metazoa, Arthropoda, Insecta, Hymenoptera, Colletidae. Gene Ontology annotation, molecular function: protein-containing complex binding.